Molecule: messenger RNA, 1192 nt
Organism: Abrus precatorius (Indian licorice)
Lineage: Eukaryota; Viridiplantae; Streptophyta; Magnoliopsida; Fabales; Fabaceae
Product: deSI-like protein At4g17486
Exons: 4
Coding region: 188-931 (247 amino acids)
Biological process (GO): protein deubiquitination
Molecular function (GO): deubiquitinase activity
Source: RefSeq, a predicted model, not a curated record
UCAGAGCUAAGACAAUGUGUGAGUUUCAGGCACACACAUACCCAUUGUUCCAUUCUCUUCCUCUGUCUUGAAACGAUGGCUGCUUCACAUUUUGGAAGAAAAUUUCACUUCACUCCCUCUUCUUCCUCCUACCCUUUGCAGCAAAAGGUAGGAAAUAGAUAUUGAAUGCUUACCGGGUUCACUCAAAAUGAAAUCAGGAUUUAGAAGUGGCUGGCCCUCUGUUGUGCGUCUUCGUCUCAAAGACAAAUCAGUCACCCCUUUUUGCAUAUUCUCUAAAGUGAAAUCAGCUGGCAACUUACCUGGAAAUGCACCUGUCUAUCUCAAUGUCUAUGAUUUGACAACAGUAAAUGGCUAUAUGUAUUGGGCUGGCCUUGGUAUUUUCCACUCAGGUGUUGAAGUUUAUGGAGUAGAAUAUGCAUUUGGAGCCCAUGACUAUCCAACAAGUGGUGUCUUUGAGGUUGAACCUCGGCAGUGUCCUGGCUUUAAGUUUAGGAAGUCAAUAUUCAUGGGAACCACUAGCUUAGAUCCUCUCCAGAUUAGAGAGUUCAUGGAGCGCCAGUCUGCAAAUUACAACGGUGAUACUUACCACUUGAUAGUGAAGAAUUGCAACCAUUUUUGUGAGGACAUUUGUUACAAGCUGACAGGGAAUUCAAUACCAAAAUGGGUCAAUCGUCUUGCAAGAAUUGGUUCCUUUUGCAACUGCAUCCUCCCUGAUGCCCUUAAAACUUCCACUGUUGAACAUGAUCCCAAUUUUCAAGGGUGUGAUAGUGAGAAAAGGAGGCUACGAACCGCUUUCAGUUGCUUGUCAUCAAUCUCAAUGCCGCAGAAGGAAGUAUCUCUGUCUUCAUUAUUUCUGCAUUCCCACUAUAAAGGCUGUCUACCACCAUGGCAGUUGAAGAAAUCUAAGAAGGGAUCCUUAAAGCAAAAAUGAGAAGACUACUUUACUUCACAGUAACUCUUCUCUGCUGUAGAGUUUCCAUUGCCUUUCUGGUUCAGUCAUUUAUGUAUGCUCUUCCUCAAGUGCAAAAUUUUCUGUCCAUAUUUAUUUUGGAUAUGCAAGCUCUGAGCUAUGUUGGUUCUUUCUUUCCUUUUUGUUUUACCCCCUCUUUUAUCAUGUGUCUAGUUUUUGCUUGUAAUCUGUCUUAUUGUGAAUCUAUGUUAGAUAUAUUGCUGUGUCAGCUCAAUUUUUCAU